Messenger RNA from Rhea pennata, 1179 nucleotides. It is a transcript of the gene ST8SIA3, whose product is annotated as ST8 alpha-N-acetyl-neuraminide alpha-2,8-sialyltransferase 3. Bases 1 to 1143 code for a protein of 380 amino acids. Gene Ontology annotation, molecular function: alpha-N-acetylneuraminate alpha-2,8-sialyltransferase activity. The transcript is spliced from 4 exons. Gene Ontology annotation, biological process: N-glycan processing; oligosaccharide metabolic process. The record is from RefSeq and is a predicted model, not a curated record. NCBI's taxonomy places the organism in Eukaryota, Metazoa, Chordata, Aves, Rheiformes, Rheidae.
AUGCGGAGCUGCAAGAUGGUCCGGGUGGCCAGCGUGCUGGGGCUGGUGAUGCUCAGCAUCGCGCUGCUCAUCCUCUCCCUCAUCAGCUACGUCUCCCUCAAGAAGGACAACAUCUUCGGCGCGCCCCGCUCCGCCGGCGCGGGGGGGCCCCGCAUGUACAUGUUCCACGCGGGAUUCAGGUCCCAGUUCGCGCUGAAGUUCCUGGACCCCUCGUUUGUGCCCAUCACAAACUCCCUGACCCACGAGCUGCAGGAGAAGCCCUCCAAGUGGACAUUCAACAGGACAGCGUUCGCACAUCAGAGGCAAGAAAUCCUUCAGCAUGUUGAUGUAAUAAAAAAUUUUUCUUUGACCAAAAACAGUGUUCGAAUUGGACAGCUGAUGCACUAUGAUUAUUCCAGCCAUAAGUAUGUUUUUUCUAUUAGCAAUAACUUCAGAUCACUGCUUCCAGAUGUGUCACCGAUCCUGAAUAAGCAUUACAACAUUUGUGCUGUGGUUGGAAAUAGCGGAAUCCUGACUGGGAGUCAGUGUGGGCAAGAAAUAGAUAAAUCUGAUUUUGUUUUUCGUUGCAAUUUUGCUCCAACUGAGGCUUUCCAAAGAGAUGUUGGAAGGAAAACCAAUCUUACAACCUUCAAUCCCAGCAUCCUGGAGAAGUAUUACAACAAUCUUUUAACCAUUCAGGAUCGCAACAACUUUUUUUUAAGUUUAAAAAAGCUUGAUGGGGCCAUUCUUUGGAUCCCUGCUUUUUUCUUCCACACAUCAGCAACGGUCACAAGAACGCUGGUUGACUUCUUUGUUGAGCAUAGAGGGCAAUUAAAAGUCCAGUUGGCAUGGCCAGGAAAUAUAAUGCAACACGUUAACAGAUACUGGAAAAACAAGCAUUUGUCACCCAAACGGCUGAGCACAGGUAUUCUCAUGUACACCCUUGCUUCUGCAAUAUGUGAAGAGAUUCACUUGUAUGGAUUCUGGCCAUUCGGAUUCGAUCCCAACACCAGGGAAGAUCUCCCAUACCAUUACUAUGAUAAGAAAGGAACGAAGUUUACGACCAAGUGGCAGGAGUCCCACCAGCUGCCUGCAGAGUUCCAGCUGCUCUACAGGAUGCACGGUGAAGGACUGGCCAAACUCACCUUGUCGCAUUGUGCCUAAGAACCUAAAUCUCCAAGUGCCAAACCAUUGUCUAAA